AUGGUUUUGGGGAUGUUUUUCGCUGCAUUUGCAAGGACAACAGUUAAGGGUGAGAGUCACCAGAGUUUGCAUCACUUCUGGGAAAUGGUUGCUUAUAUUGCAAAUACAUUAGUAUUCAUACAUUAUGGAGUUAUUAUCGCUGAAGGAGUUCUUAGCGGUCGGAAAAUAUCUUACGAAGGAAACUCGUGGGGAUUUCUUUUCCUCGUAUACUUGUAUGUCAUACUUUGCCAUUGUGUUGUGGUUGGAGUUCUGUAUCCAUUACUAUGUCGUAUUGGCUAUGGCUUGGACUGGAAGGAAUCCUUUGUAACAACAUGGACUGGAUUAAGGGGUGCUGUGUCACUAUCUCUCGCUCUAUCGGUAAAACAAUCAAGUGGGAAUUUAUUUCUCAGUUCAGAGACGGGAACGAGGGUGGGAUUGUUUUCAUAA
This is a messenger RNA of Camelina sativa (false flax), 426 nucleotides long. Lineage: Eukaryota; Viridiplantae; Streptophyta; Magnoliopsida; Brassicales; Brassicaceae. The record is from RefSeq and is a predicted model, not a curated record.